Molecule: messenger RNA, 1035 nt
Organism: Striga hermonthica
Lineage: Eukaryota; Viridiplantae; Streptophyta; Magnoliopsida; Lamiales; Orobanchaceae
Source: the annotation of a GenBank genome assembly
AUGAGUGGAAAGAGUCGUGAGCUUUCAAUUGAUAGGCUCAGCAGCUUGCCAGACGAAGUCAUUUGCCACAUUCUCUCCUUCCUCCCGACAAAGCUCUCUGUAUCAACAUGUGUUCUCGCGAAAAGAUGGAGGUUUUUGUGGGCCCACGUCCCCGUUUUGGAUUUCCAAGCAGAUUUUUUCGAAACACCAAAUUCAGACGUGAUCAACAGUGUUAUUCUGCAGCACAAGGCGAAAACAAUGCAUACUCUUCGGAUCAGCGGUAUAGAGUGCAAUGAGCAUCAACUGGAGAAAUGGAUCUCAACUGCCGUCGAACGAAAAAUCCGGAAUCUUCAUAUCGAUUUCGACGUUAACAGUAUUGCUUUGUUGCAUCGAACCCUCUUCACCUGCAAAACCGUGGUCAACAUGAGGCUCGAUUUAUUUAAAGACUUGCCUUCAACUGGGGACUUGUGUUUGCCUAGCCUCAAGAAACUUCAUCUUUCCCAUGUUAAGUUUGAGGAUGAUGAAGCCCUUCCGCACUUGCUUUCCGGAUGUCCUUUGCUCCAGGAGUUGAUCCUUGAUUACAUGAAUGACCAGUUUGGUUAUAUUGAAUAUGAUCUGAGAUACAUUAAUAUAUCAUCGUCUACGCUCAAACUGCUUGAGGUGAAAAUGUCGGAGGCGAAUGAUCUAAUAUAUAGGAUUGUGAUAGAUGCACCGGCACUUAGAUGUCUCUGUACGGAUUGCGAUUUGGGGCGCAUCACAAUUCUAAAAGAUAUGGUCUCCUUAGUUGAGGCGGAGAUCCGUUUUGAUUAUUGUCAUGACAUCUUUGACAUUGAUAACAAUGAGAGCUCCAAUGUGGUGCAUUGUUUUAAUCGUUUGCGCAACAUCAAUUGCCUAAAGAUAUCAAGCUGUGAAUACCUCAAGUGCACCGAAAAGUGGAAGUCUAUGAGUGAGGAGGAGAAGGCUCGUUUUGUUGCCGAGGCUGAAAGGCACAAUGCAAUGCCGAUUAUGAGCAGCAACUUGAAGCAUGUGAACAGGCUGAAUUGGUGUUGGUGUUGA